GGCAGUCAACAACCACCAUCACAGAAAAAAAUCGAGUUUGCCGAUCUCGGCUGUGGCUAUGGCGGCCUGCUUGUUGCACUGUCCACGCUAUUUCCAGAUACCCUUCUGUUAGGCAUGGAGAUUCGGGUGAAAGUCGAGGAAUAUGUACGCGAGCGAAUUAACGCGCUCAGAUUACAACAUCCGGGACAGUAUCAAAAUAUAUCCAUCAUAAGGAUGAAUGCAAUGAAAUUUCUUCCAAACUUUUUUGAGAAAGGGCAGGGACAACUAUUGUACAGAACGCAGUUGUUGGCAGAAUACGCAUACGUUUUGCGCGUCGGUGGUAUAAUAUACACCAUUACAGAUGUGACUGAUUUACACACGUGGAUGGUCAAACAUUUAGAAGAGCAUCCACUCUUCGAACGUAUUUCAGACGACGAAGUGGAAAAGGAUCCAGUAAUUCCAUUAGUUCGCACUGAGACGGAAGAAGGUAAAAAGGUGGAACGCAACAACGGUCAAAAGUUCUUGGCAUGCUUCAGACGU
Acaulospora colombiana is the source of this 519-nucleotide messenger RNA. Lineage: Eukaryota; Fungi; Glomeromycota; Glomeromycetes; Diversisporales; Acaulosporaceae. The record is from the annotation of a GenBank genome assembly.